UCGUUAGUAUUAGCGGCGGCAUACUCCUGACUUAUAAUGGCCAUGUAUGUUAUAGACGAGCCCUUCAGGGGGCACCUGCUGGAAAGGAAAGGCUCCCUGUACCUCCGCUCCCAUCACAUGCACUAUGACAAGCCCACCAAGGUGUCCGGCUGGCAUCAGAGUCGUGAGGCUGAACCUAAAGAUUAUGACAUCACUGAAGCUCCACUAGGCAAGAAAAAUCUAUGUCGCUCUACCUACAGCCGAUUUGGAAAUGUCAAUGGUGAAGACUGGAAUACCACAACUGAACAUCAGCUAUCACAGAUUCAUCAUAAAGGAGACUACGAAGUCAGAGAUGUCCACAAAAAAAUGGUCAGUGAGGACAAUCUUGAUACUCUGAAAUGUGAAAGGCCGACUGGACUUCCAGAUAGUGGAUUUGGAGCUGUUUUGCCACAUCAUAGUAAAGAGCAUAACAAAAUGCAUCUGGAUACAACUUAUGGUGUUGAUUAUAAGACCCCUUUUAAGUAUACAACAUUUUCAAAUAUAAACAAAAUUCCUGAAGUUCCAGACUAUUCUUCUGCCUUCAAGAAAUGCCAUUCCCAAUUUACGGACACAGCGGACUACAGGAGACAUGGAAGGAACACCUGGCAAGAUGAAAGCGCCAUAUAUGCCAAUAGAGAAGUGAAACAUAAGGUCUUCAAACCAACCUGCCCCAUCACACCACAUCUUUGAAGCUAAAAUAUAUUCUUGAGCUCAGAUGAUGUCAUUAUAGAUUGAUUUAGACGUCUCAAUUAUAACUUUUUUAUAAUAUUGAAACUAAAUAUGAAAAUGACUACCUGGAUAGUGUAUUUUAACUUAUUUUGCACAGAGAUGUCAGUCAUUUAGUAAAGAUGAAACUACUCAGCCUCAGCUGUCACGUGAUUCUUACUAAAUAAAUAUUAUACGAAAACUUUUCAUUCUAAUAAAAUGUCUGUCCCUUAAUCCACCUAGAGUUGCCCAUGUUUUUAGGGAUAGGACGAUGUAUUGGUGAAAUCUUCUCUUUUUGAGAUCCCAGGGUCAACAUG
Messenger RNA from Bufo bufo (common toad), 1040 nucleotides. It is a transcript of the gene CFAP95, whose product is annotated as chromosome 2 C9orf135 homolog. NCBI's taxonomy places the organism in Eukaryota, Metazoa, Chordata, Amphibia, Anura, Bufonidae. The transcript has 6 exons. Gene Ontology annotation, cellular component: plasma membrane. Bases 37 to 708 code for a protein of 223 amino acids. The record is from RefSeq and is a predicted model, not a curated record.